GCCCAGGGUGCCACAAAAGUAUCAUAAGCAGGAAGCUGGUGUAUCAAUGGAGUACAGUGACGUUACUCUUUGAAUUCCCAAUAUUUUCAACUUUCCCUUCGCCGUUGCCGUCGCCAUCGCCAAAAACGGCGAUCGCCGGCUAUCGAAACGGCACCGUAUCGCCUCUAACCACGUGGACCUCUGCGAAAUAUACACAUACGCGAUUUUGUAUCUAUAUACGUCAGUGUUAAUUCCAUGUCGUCUGUAACCAUUAUCACUCUGUUAAUCCAAACGCUGUUUUUAUACACCGGCGCAGCGUCUCCGGCGACGGAUAUUUCGGUUCUGGCGCCGUUUGCAGCUGGAUCUCGUUCCCUGCUGCGAUCUAUCGACGGCGAUCAAUCUGAAAAACCUGAUUACGCGGUGGAAUUGAACGCCACGAACUUCGAUUCCGUGCUCAGUGAAACCCCCGCUACUCAUGCUAUUGUCGAAUUUUUCGCUCACUGGUGCCCAGCUUGCAGAAAUUACAAGCCCCAGUAUGAGAAGGUUGCAAAGAUUUUUAAUGGAGCUGAUGCUGCCCAUCCGGGAAUUAUAUUGAUGACCAGAGUAGACUGUGCCCAAAAGAUAAAUACUAAUCUUUGUGAUAAGUACUCUGUCGGGCACUACCCUACACUUCUGUGGGGACCACCUUCUAAGUUUGUGCACGGAAGUUUUAACCCAAAGCAAGGAAAGGGUGAAAUUCUCUCUAUUGAGGAUGGACGAACAGCCGAGCGCCUGCUAAACUGGAUUAAUCAGCAAUUGAACAGCUCAUAUCUGUUGGAUGACCAGAAAUAUGAGAACGAUCAACUUCAGAAAAAUUCUUCAGAUAUUGGACAGAUUGCGCGUGCUAUUUAUGAUAUCGAGGAGGCAACAUUCACUGCUUUUGACAUCAUUUUAGACCACAAGAUGAUCAAAUCAGAGACUCAACUGUCGCUUGUGAAAUUCUUUCAACUUUUGGUGGUCCAUCACCCUUCUAGAAGAUGCCGGAAGGGAACUGCCGAAAUACUUGUUGAUUUUGAUAAUAUUUCAGUCAACAAGAAGGAAGCUGAAGGUGGCGUCGAGAAGGGAGAACCCAGGCAUUAUGACAUUUGUGGAAAAGAUGUACCUCGUGGAUAUUGGAUGUUUUGUCGGGGAAGCAAGAAUGAGACAAGAGGUUUUAGUUGUGGUUUGUGGGUUUUAUUGCACUCGCUCUCUGUAAGAGUUGAUGAUGGAGAAAGUGAGUUCGCAUUCUCUGCCAUUUGCGAUUUCAUUCAUAAUUUCUUCAUCUGUGAGGAGUGUAGACAACAUUUUUACAGCAUGUGUUCAAGUGUUUCUAGCCCUUUCAAGAAAUCCCGUGAUUUUUCCCUCUGGCUAUGGAGUACGCACAACAAAGUUAACGAGCGACUCAUGAAGGAGGAGGCCUCUCUUGGAACCGGUGAUCCAGAAUUUCCCAAAAUCAUCUGGCCUCCAAGACAGCUCUGCCCUUCUUGCUAUGUGAGUAAGAGUGGGAAAGACAGUAAUAAAAUCGAGUGGGAUCACGAUGAGGUGUACAAGUUUCUGAAGGGCUAUUACGGGAAGGCACUCGUAACAUUAUACAAGGAAAAGGAACCUCUUGUAGAAAAACGAUCAGUUGGGUUGCUAGCUGAGGAUUUGACAGCUUCAACCUCAGUGAACGCCCUCGUUGUUCCACUUGGAGCUGCAUUGGCCAUCGCUGUUGCCAGCUGUGUGUUUGGAGCGCUUGCCUGCUACUGGCGCCAGCAUCAAAAGAGCCGGAAGUAUAAAUACCUACACUCAUUAAAGGAUAUCUGACUGAAUAUGAUAAAUCUGAAGGAAAAGGGUGUUUGUAACACUGGGGAGUUCUUCACGCAAAUGUUUCAGGCCAAAGAGAAGCUUGAAGUUAAAUACCUAACUGAAUCUAUACACUGAUGAGAAAUGGACACUUUUUAUUCAUGGUUUCGGAGGGGUGCGGUCCAGUGGGGUUGGAGGGGAGAGCUUGCCUUUCUUCUCAGGCUGAGUUCCUGAUUGGAGGUACAGAUUUUGUUUGUAUCGAUAUGGAGAGAUUUGUAGGGAAAGAUUACAUAGUGCCAUCAUGUUUAAGUGUUAUUGCAAAGAUUUGUUAGGAGAUAUUUUUGUUAUUGCGCGAUAUUCGUCAACUAAGAGUAUGUUUUUCGACUUGA
This is a messenger RNA of Salvia splendens (bonfire salvia), 2171 nucleotides long. RefSeq names its product sulfhydryl oxidase 2-like. Gene Ontology annotation, cellular component: Golgi membrane. Gene Ontology annotation, molecular function: flavin-dependent sulfhydryl oxidase activity; protein disulfide isomerase activity. Gene Ontology annotation, biological process: protein folding. The transcript is spliced from 11 exons. The coding region runs from base 235 to 1803 and encodes 522 amino acids. The record is from RefSeq and is a predicted model, not a curated record. Lineage: Eukaryota; Viridiplantae; Streptophyta; Magnoliopsida; Lamiales; Lamiaceae.